Papaver somniferum (opium poppy) is the source of this 1150-nucleotide messenger RNA. Its product is annotated as MKI67 FHA domain-interacting nucleolar phosphoprotein-like. Lineage: Eukaryota; Viridiplantae; Streptophyta; Magnoliopsida; Ranunculales; Papaveraceae. Gene Ontology annotation, biological process: maturation of LSU-rRNA from tricistronic rRNA transcript (SSU-rRNA, 5.8S rRNA, LSU-rRNA). Gene Ontology annotation, molecular function: RNA binding. Bases 80 to 757 code for a protein of 225 amino acids. Gene Ontology annotation, cellular component: nucleolus. The record is from RefSeq and is a predicted model, not a curated record. The transcript is spliced from 8 exons.
CCUAGAAAAAACAGCUUAAAGCUCUUCUCUCCGCUCUGUCUCUGUGCUCUGCCUCCCUUUCUGGUAACUCAAACGAAAAAUGGGUGCCAAAGCAAAGACAGCUUCCAACAAGAAAACCCUUAAAAGGGUUACUGCUUCUAAAUCUAAAUCAAAAUCAUCAGAUUUGGUGGUUGCUGUUCAGAAACCCGAAACUGCUGAUUUCUUGCCAUUAGAAGGUGGACCAGCUAGAAAGCUGCCAAAGAGUGGAAAACCAUUGGAUACUUCUUCUGCUGUUCUAUAUAUUGGUAGAAUUCCUCAUGGGUUCUAUGAGAAGGAAAUGGAAGAAUUUUUCAAGCAAUUUGGUUCCAUUAAGCGGUUAAGGAUUGCGAGGAAUAAGAAGACAGGAAAGUCCAAGCAUUUUGGAUUUAUCGAGUUUGAAUCUCCUGAGGUGGCGAAGAUUGUUGCAGACUGUAUGCAUAAUUAUCUGCUCUUUGAGCACUUGUUGCAAGUUCAUAUUAUUCCAACAGAGAAAGUUCAUCCUAAACUAUGGUAUGGUGUAACCCACCGAUACAAACCGUUGAACUGGACUCAAAUUGAACGCAACCACCAUAACAAGGAAAGAACACUGGAAGAACAUAGAAAAUUGGUGGAGGGAAUCAUGAAGCGAGACAAGAAGCGACGACUGAAGAUAGAGGCUGCUGGUAUUGAUUACGAGUGCCCAGAAAUUGUGGGUAGUGUCCAAGCUGUUCCGAAGAAAAUCAAGUUUACCGAAGAUUAGGACUUCUACUAAGGUACCAAUCAAAAUCGUAACAAACCAUUCAGUGUUGGUGGCUUGUGGUGGACAUACACCCUGCCAAUCUCUUUCUUCCUUUCCUCGGCUCUGUUCUGCGUUGGUAUGAGUCGGUCCUAGCUUCUGAACACCCAAUAGUUAUGCAACUGUGAUAGAAUUAGCAGGAAACUCUUGGCAAAUUUCUUUGUAAUAUUCGAUUUUGAUUGUUUUGGAAGUCUAUUUAGUACAAAAGAAUUUUUAAUCUAUAUAUGCAUGUAGAAGUAAUUGUCAAAGGUAUCUAAUCAAGUACUUUCUAGUCCUGUCUUUCUCAGCUGCUCAUACCUUGUGGAAGUAUACAGGAGCUGGAUCGUUUGUACAUGUUAUAAUAGCUGUUUUGACCUA